GCCGCGCAUGCGCACAGUCGUGACAGGAGCCGCGGUGGCGGCGCGCUGUAGUCACUGCUAUGGGCUGCGGCGGAGGGGCCUGAGCUCGGCCGGAGGCGCCUCUUACCGCGCUCAGUCCGCGCCCGCCCAUGGCGGAGCUGGGUGCUGAGGAGCCUGAUGAGCGGCUGCUGGUCUUCGAGGAGACUUUGCCUCAGACAGGGCCGCCCUGGCGGGACCCGCAACGAGCAAAAGCUGCCCCUGGCGGGGCUGUGAGGCUGUGUGGGGAGCCGGGGCUCGAGGAGGAAGAAGAGGAGGGUGAGGAGGACUCAGAGGACUCGGGGCCCGAGGGGGAUGGAGAGGACGAGCCUCUCCUGCGGGCGUCGGGUACCGGCCGCUGCCGCCGGGCGUGCGCCGCCUGGGACAAGGAGCCCCGCGCCCCUGCAGGGCACAUAGGACAUGCUGCUGAUAUGAAUAUAUUUUUAGAUGAUCCAGAAUUUGCAGAAAUUAUUCUGAGAGCAGAGCAAGCUAUAGAGUGUGGAGUUUUUCCAGAAAGAAUCUCUCAAGGAUCCAGUGGGAGUUAUUUUGCCAAGGAUCCAAAAGGGAAAAUUAUUGGAGUAUUCAAACCAAAAUCUGAAGAGCCUUAUGGACAUCUAAAUCCAAAGUGGACCAAAUAUUUUCACAAAAUUUGUUGUCCUUGCUGCUUUGGCAGAGGCUGCCUCGUUCCAAAUCAGGGAUACCUCUCUGAAGCUGGUGCCUAUCUUGUGGAUGACAAGCUGGGGCUAGGAGUUGUACCUAAAACUAAGGUUGUCUGGCUUGUCAGUGAGACCUUUAAUUACAGUGCAAUAGAUCGUGCAAAGUCCAGAGGGAAAAAAUAUGCUUUAGAGAAAGUGCCAAAAGUUGCUAAAAAAUUUAAUCGAAUCGGACUACCUCCUAAGGUUGGCUCCUUCCAGCUAUUUGUUGAAGGAUAUAGGGAAGCUGACUACUGGCUCAGGAAGUUUGAAACUGAUCCUUUACCUGAGAACACAAGGAAAGAAUUUCAGAUGCAGUUUGAAAGAUUGGUUAUCUUGGAUUAUGUCAUCAGAAAUACAGACAGAGGUAAUGACAACUGGUUAGUCAGAUAUGAAAAAGCAGAUGAAGGACUUGAUCUGGCAGAUAAGGACAGCCAAUGGACCAUUAGCAAAGAAUCUACAAUUAAAAUUGCUGCAAUUGACAAUGGUUUAGCAUUUCCUUUUAAGCAUCCUGAUGAGUGGAGAGCAUAUCCCUUCCACUGGGCUUGGCUUCCUCAAGCAAAAGUUCCUUUCUCUCAGGAAAUCAGAGACCUAGUUCUUCCUCGCGUUUCUGACAUGAACUUUGUACAGGACCUCUGUGAAGAUCUUUAUGAACUGUUCAAGACUGAUAAAGGAUUUGACAAGGCUACGUUUGAAAGCCAAAUGUCUGUCAUGAGAGGGCAGAUCCUAAAUCUUACUCAGGCAUUAAAGGAUGAGAAGAGUCCCAUUCAGCUUGUUCAGAUGCCGCGGGUGAUUGUGGAGCGAAGCAGCACAGGAAGUCAGGGUCGAAUUGUUCACCUGAGUAAUGCAUUCACACAGACCUUUCAUAGCAGGAAGCCUUUCUUUUCCUCCUGGUAACAACAAAAACACGUGGGAAGAAUAAGUUUCUCAUAACUUCUGUGUAAAGGCUCCUCAGUUACAUAGGUUUGCUGUAUACUGAGAGCUGACUGCCAACACCUCAGAACUUAAAUUCUAAAGACUGAAGAAAUUCCUUCUGAAUGUACUAAAAGUUUACCAUUUUUGUGUUGAAACAGUUAAAUCCUUAUGUCAGGGAAUGAGAAGAACUUAUCCAUAUUGUAUUUUUAUAGGCUAAAUUAGUGUAUUCUGAAUAAUACUAUGAAUAAGGGAAGAUAUGUGCUGAAGACCUACUUUUGAAUACAACAGGAAUUCUUUUUGUUUAAUAUAAGUGUGAGAGCCUACUCACUAUCACUUUCCUUUUAUAUUGUCUUUUAAAAAGAAAAAGUGCAGAAUGUAAAUCUUUGAUUGUGAAAAUGCUUUUCCUUGGAAUUUCUUCCUGCUGUUUUAAGCUGUUUGUAGAUUUUUUUCAUAUGCUAGUUACUUGAAAAGUCAUGCACUAAAGAAAAAAAAAGAAUCACUCUAUCCUUGAUAAACAUGUGAAAGAAAAAGGAGAAGGGAAAAAUACUCCACAUAGUUUUAGGAUGGUUUUUUUUUGCACAUUGGGACCAAAACCAGCUAAAUAGUUGGAUUACAUCAAAAUUCAACCCGGGUGAGUAUGCGCAGUUCCUACGGUGGCAAGAUGAACUGAGUGUACGUUUCAGAGGUUGAAAUUUCACCUGUAGCUUUUAGAACUUGUGUGUUUAAACACAGGUGUGGGAAAUUGUGAUAUUUCUUUAUAGAUGCGUCACAGUGAAAGAACUGCGUCAGGUUCUUAGGAGGGUUUUUUUGCCAUAUGUGUUCAUCAGUAGUCACCAAAGUGGUUCUGCACUAUUAAUGACAGAAGCACUACUGUCUUCAUCACAAAGCCAGCCUGCCUUCUAAAUUUCUAUCUAAACACACCAUUAUUUAUUUAUUUUGGGGAGGGACUGGAAUAAAGCAAGAUUGUAAUACACAGAGCACAGUGAUUUCUUAUUGUGCCCUUGACAGUGUCAUGCUCAUCUGCCACUUGCCCUUUGGAUUUCUGUUUUAAGUUACGUGAUUUAAGACUUGAUGUUCAUGUUUCUAGGUCCGUGGCUUAUGUAAUACAGUAAAUAUUUUUUGGUAAUUUUCUGGACAGUUAAGACUGGAAAUGGGAGAAAAACUGCUGCUUUUAUGAAACCUUCAGUAUUUCAGACAUCGCUGUAUUUUGUAAUUCUAAGCAAUACUGUUGAACUCAAAAAAUAAUAAAAUGCUUGUAUUUUAUAUAAUUUUGAGUGGAUGUAAAUACUCAUGUAGCUUGUCAGCAAUUCAUAUAAUUAACUGAAACGUUUAAGCCUUAAAUGUAAAAUUUCACUGUAUGGUGGAGUUCAAAAUACAAUUGAGAUGACCACCUUUAUAUAUUUCCCAUGAUUGUUUUUAUCCAGACAGUUUAUUACAAAAUUAAAGAUGGUGUUUAUGUACCAGACACGCCUCCUGAAGAGAAUAAAUGUCCUUGUCUCAAACGCAA
Molecule: messenger RNA, 3129 nt
Organism: Pogoniulus pusillus (Red-fronted tinkerbird)
Lineage: Eukaryota; Metazoa; Chordata; Aves; Piciformes; Lybiidae
Gene: PI4K2B
Product: phosphatidylinositol 4-kinase type 2 beta
Exons: 10
Coding region: 129-1604 (491 amino acids)
Biological process (GO): phosphatidylinositol phosphate biosynthetic process; Golgi organization; endosome organization
Cellular component (GO): plasma membrane; trans-Golgi network; lysosomal membrane
Molecular function (GO): 1-phosphatidylinositol 4-kinase activity
Source: RefSeq, a predicted model, not a curated record